CAGUUUACGCCCAGGCUUCGGUAAAUAUUCCGUCAGAGACCCACCCAUUCGCUUUUUCCCUUCCCUCUCUACUUUUUUUUUUUUUUUCCACUUGGAGAAACCCUGCCCUGCCUUCUCCCCGGGGCUGCGCGACCCAGCCCCAGCGCCUCUGUCUUUGCAACUUCACUUGCUGAAACUUGCUUUCUGCCAGUUAAGAGCCAUGCUUCGAGUGAUCGUAGAAUCUGCCAGUAAUAUCCCUAAAACGAAAUUUGGGAAGCCGGAUCCUAUUGUUUCUGUUAUUUUUAAGGAUGAGAAAAAGAAAACAAAGAAAGUUGAUAAUGAGCUCAACCCAGUCUGGAAUGAGAUUUUGGAGUUCGACUUGAGGGGUAUACCACUGGACAUUUCCUCUUCCCUUGGGAUUGUUGUGAAAGAUUUUGAGACAAUUGGACAAAAUAAAUUAAUUGGCACUGCGACUGUACCCCUGAAAGACCUGAUUGGUGACCAGAGCAGAUCACUGCCCUACAAACUUACACCCCUGCUAAACGAAAAGGGGCAAGAGACUGGGGCCACCAUUGACUUGGUAAUUGGCUAUGAUCCACCUUCAGCUCCACAUCAAAAUGACCCAAGUGGGACCAGCAUGCCAGGCAUGGGAGGAGAAGAGGAAGACGAUGAAGGUGAUGAAGACAAAUUGGAUGGUACCAUCAGGGGCCCUGGGCCUAGGGUGCCCACUGGGACAGUAUCAGAAGCUCAGCUUGCUCGGAGGCUCACCAAAGGAAAGAAAAGUCGGCGGAUGCUGUCCAACAAGCCACAGGACUUCCAGAUCCGAGUCAGAGUGAUUGAGGGCCGACAGUUAUGUGGCAACAACAUAAGGCCUGUGGUCAAAGUUCACGUCUGUGGCCAGACACACCGAACAAGAAUCAAGAGAGGGAACAACCCAUUCUUUGAUGAGUUAUUUUUCUACAAUGUCCACAUGAACCCUUCAGAGUUGAUGGAUGAAAUCAUCAGCAUUCGGGUUUAUAAUUCUCAUUCUUUGCGGGCAGAUUGUCUAAUGGGGGAAUUUAAGAUUGAUGUUGGAUUCAUUUAUGAUGAACCUGGUCAUGCGGUCAUGAGAAAAUGGCUGCUUCUCAAUGAUCCAGAAGAUACCAGCUCAGGUGCCAAGGGUUACAUGAAAGUCACCAUGUUUGUCCUGGGAACCGGAGAUGAGCCUCCUCCUGAGAGACAAGAUCGUGAUAAUGACAGUGAUGACGUGGAGAGUAAUUUGUUACUCCCUGCCGGCAUCGCCCUCCGGUGGGUGACAUUCUUGUUGAAAAUCUACCGAGCUGAGGAUAUCCCCCAAAUGGAUGACGCCUUCUCACAGACAGUGAAGGAAAUAUUUGGAGGCAAUGCAGAUAAGAAAAAUCUAGUGGAUCCUUUUGUAGAAGUUUCCUUUGCUGGAAAAAAGGUUUGCACAAAUAUAAUUGAGAAAAAUGCAAAUCCUGAGUGGAAUCAAACCGUUAAUCUUCAGAUCAAGUUUCCUUCAGUGUGUGAAAAAAUAAAGCUAACCAUUUAUGACUGGGACCGUCUUACCAAAAAUGAUGUAGUUGGAACAACGUAUCUACACCUUUCUAAGAUUGCUGCCUCUGGUGGGGAAGUAGAAGAUUUCUCAUCUUCGGGAGCUGGGGCUACAUCAUACACAGCAAAUACAGGAGAAACAGAGGUGGGCUUUGUUCCAACAUUUGGACCUUGUUAUCUGAACCUUUAUGGAAGCCCCAGAGAAUACACGGGAUUCCCAGACCCUUAUGAUGAGCUAAAUACUGGAAAGGGGGAAGGGGUUGCCUACCGAGGCAGGAUCUUGGUUGAAUUAUGCACUUUUCUUGAAAAAACACCACCAGAUAAAAAGCUUGAGCCCAUUUCAAACGAUGACCUGCUGGUUGUUGAGAAAUAUCAGCGAAGGCGGAAGUACAGCCUCUCUGCUGUGUUCCAUUCAGCCACCAUGUUACAAGAUGUUGGCGAAGCCAUUCAGUUUGAAGUUAGCAUUGGGAACUAUGGCAACAAGUUUGACACAACCUGUAAGCCUUUGGCAUCAACAACCCAAUACAGCCGUGCCAUAUUUGAUGGGAACUUCUAUUAUUACUUGCCUUGGGCCCACACGAAGCCAGUUGUUACCCUGACUUCAUACUGGGAGGAUAUUAGUCACCGCCUGGAUGCAGUGAACACUCUCCUAGUCAUGGCAGAACGGCUGCAAUCAAACAUUGAGGCUUUGAAAUCAGGGAUACAAAGUAAAAUUCCUGCAAACCAGCUGGCCGAGCUGUGGUGGAAGCUGAUAGAUGAAAUUAUAGAAGACACAAGAUACACGUUGCCUCUCCUGGAAGGAAAAUCUAAUGUCACAAUUCUUGAUACUCAGAUCCAAAAGUUGCGGUCCGUAUCUCUCUCCCAGAUACAGGAGGCAGCUGUGAGGAUGAGGUCUGGAGACGUAGAUGUGAAGUCCGCGAUGGCCGAAGUUGAGGACUGGCUUGAUAAAUUAAUGCAGCUAACUGAAGAGCCACAAAACAGUAUGCCUGACAUUAUCAUCUGGAUGAUUCGGGGAGAGAAAAGACUGGCUUAUGCACGAAUUCCCGCCCAUCAGGUUUUAUAUUCCACCAGUGGAGAGAACGCAUGUGGGAAAUACUGUGGGAAAACCCAAACCAUCUUUCUGAAGUAUCCACAGGAAAAAAACAGUGGGCCCAAGGUGCCUGUGGAAUUGCGUGUUAACAUCUGGUUGGGCCUAAGUGCUGUGGAGAAGAAGUUCAAUAGCUUCGCAGAAGGAACAUUCACCGUCUUUGCUGAAAUGUAUGAAAAUCAAGCUCUCAUGUUUGGAAAAUGGGGCACUUCUGGAUUAGUGGGUCGUCAUAAGUUUUCUGAUGUCACAGGAAAAAUAAAGCUCAAGAGGGAAUUCUUCUUGCCUCCAAAAGGCUGGGAAUGGGAAGGAGACUGGAUAGUUGAUCCUGAAAGAAGCUUGCUGACUGAGGCUGACGCCGGUCACACAGAGUUCACCGAUGAAGUGUAUCAGAAUGAGAGUCGCUACCCCGGCGGAGAGUGGAAGCCGGCUGAGGACACCUACACGGACGCAAAUGGCGAUAAAGCAGCAUCACCCAGCGAGUUGACUUGCCCCCCAGGUUGGACAUGGGAAGAUGAUGCAUGGGUAUAUGACAUAAACCGAGCGGUGGAUGAGAAAGGCUGGGAGUAUGGAAUUACCAUUCCUCCUGAUAAUAAACCCAAAUCCUGGGUUGCAGCAGAGAAAAUGUAUCACACUCAGAGACGGCGAAGGUUGAUCCGAAAACGCAAGAAAGAUUUAACACAAAAUGCUUCAAGUACAGCAAGGGCCAUGGAAGAAUUUGAAGACCGAGAGGGCUGGGAAUAUGCUUCUUUAAUUGGCUGGAAAUUUCACUGGAAACAACGUAGUUCAGAUACCUUUCGCCGGAGACGCUGGAGGAGAAAAAUGGCUCCUUCAGAAACACAUGGGGCAGCUGCCAUCUUUAAACUCGAAGGUGCCCUUGGUGCAGACACUACUGAGGAUGGAGAUGAAAAGAGCACGGAAAAACAGAAGCACAGCGCCACCACUGUGUUCGGAGCAAACACUCCCAUUGUUUCCUGUAAUUUUGACAGAGUCUACCUUUACCAUCUGCGCUGCUAUAUCUAUCAAGCCAGAAACCUCAUGGCUUUAGACAAGGACAGCUUUUCAGAUCCUUAUGCCCAUGUCUCCUUCCUCCAUCGAAGCAAAACAACUGAGAUCAUCCACUCAACCUUGAAUCCCACAUGGGACCAAACAAUUAUAUUUGACGAAAUUGAAAUCUAUGGAGAACCCCAGACAGUCUUACGGAACCCACCCAAAGUCAUCAUCGAACUGUUUGACAAUGACCAAGUGGGCAAAGAUGAAUUUUUAGGACGAAGUAUUUUCUCUCCUCUGGUGAAACUAAACUCAGAAAUGGAUGUCACACCCAGACUUCUCUGGCACCAAGUAAUGAAUGGGGACAAGGCCUGCGGGGAUGUCCUGGUGACUGCCGAGCUGAUUCUGAGGGACAAGGAUGGCUCCAACCUUCCCAUUCUUCCCUCGCAAAGGGCACCACAUCUGUACAUGGUCCCCCAGGGGAUCAGGCCUGUGGUUCAGCUCACUGCUAUUGAGAUUCUAGCUUGGGGCUUAAGAAAUAUGAAAAACUACCAGAUGGCUUCUGUCACAUCCCCCAGUCUGGUUGUGGAGUGUGGAGGAGAAAGGGUAGAAUCAGUGGUGAUCAAAAACCUGAAGAAGACACCCAACUUUCCAAGUUCUGUUCUCUUCAUGAAAGUGUUCCUGCCCAAGGAGGAAUUGUACAUGCCCCCCCUGGUGAUCAAGGUCAUCGACCACAGGCAGUUUGGGCGGAAGCCUGUCGUUGGCCAGUGCACCAUCGACCACCUGGACCGCUUUCGAUGUGACCCUUACAUGACAAAGGAGGAUAUUGUGCCACAGCUAAAAGCCUCCCUGAUGUCUGCCCCACCUUGCCGGGAUGUCGUCAUUGAAGUAGAAGACACCAAACCAUUGCUGGCUUCUAAGCUGACAGAAAAGGAGGAAGAAAUCGUUGACUGGUGGAGUAAAUUUUAUGCUUCCACAGGAGAACAUGAAAAAUGUGGGCAAUAUAUUCAAAAAGGCUAUUCCAAACUCAAGGUAUAUGAUUGUGAACUAGAGGAUGUAACAGAAUUUGAGGGCCUGACAGACUUCUCAGAUACUUUCAAGCUGUACCGAGGCAAAUCAGAUGAGAAUGAUGACCCCUCUGUGGUAGGAGAGUUUAAGGGUUCCUUUAGAAUCUACCCGCUGUCGGAUGACCCCAGCGUGCCAGCCCCGCCCAGGCAGUUUCGGGAAUUACCUGACAGCGUCCCACAGGAAUGCACGGUUAGGAUUUACAUUGUUCGAGGCUUUGGGCUCCAGCCUCAGGACAACAAUGGCCUGUGUGACCCUUAUAUAAAAAUAACACUGGGCAAAAAAGUCAUUGAAGAUCGAGACCACUACAUUCCCAAUACUCUCAACCCAGUUUUUGGCAGAAUGUACGAACUGAGCUGCUACUUACCUCAAGAAAAGGACCUGAAAAUUUCUGUCUAUGAUUAUGACACUUUUACCCGUGAUGAAAAAGUGGGAGAGACAAUUAUUGAUCUGGAAAACCGAUUCCUUUCCCGGUUUGGAUCCCACUGCGGCAUACCUGAGCAGUAUUGUAUUUCUGGAGUAAAUACCUGGCGAGAUCAAUUGAAACCAACACAGUUGCUUCACAAUGUAGCCAGAUUCAAAGGCUUUCCACCACCCAUCCUUUCUGAAGAUGGGAGUAGAAUCAGAUAUGGAGGACGAGACUACAGUUUGGAUGAAUUUGAAGCCAACAAGAUUCUGCACCAACACCUUGGGGCCCCUGACGAGCGUCUUGCCCUUCACAUCCUCAGGACUCAGGGGCUGGUCCCUGAACAUGUGGAAACGAGGACUUUGCACAGCACCUUCCAGCCCAAUAUUUCCCAGGGAAGACUGCAGAUGUGGGUGGAUGUUUUCCCCAAGAGUUUGGGGCCACCAGGCCCUCCUUUCAACAUCACGCCCCGGAAAGCCAAGAAAUACUACCUGCGUGUGAUCGUCUGGAACACCAAGGAUGUUACCUUGGAUGAGAAAAGCAUCACAGGAGAGGAAAUGAGUGACAUCUAUGUCAAAGGCUGGAUUCCUGGCAAUGAAGAAAACAAACAGAAAACAGAUGUCCAUUACAGGUCCUUGGAUGGCGAAGGGAAUUUUAACUGGAGAUUCGUUUUCCCAUUUGACUACCUCCCAGCUGAACAACUCUGCAUUGUUGCUAAAAAAGAGCAUUUCUGGAGUAUCGACCAAACCGAAUUUCGGGUCCCACCCAGACUGAUCAUCCAGAUAUGGGAUAAUGACAAGUUUUCUCUCGAUGACUACUUGGGUUUCCUGGAGCUUGAUUUGCAUCGCACAAUCAUUCCAGCAAAAUCAUCAGAGAAAUGCCGUUUGGACAUGGUUCCAGACCUCAAAGCAAUGGACCCCCUUAAAGCUAAGACAGCCUCACUCUUUGAACAGAAGUCCAUGAGAGGAUGGUGGCCAUGCUAUGCAGAUAAAGAUGGCUCCCGCGUGAUGGCUGGGAAAGUGGAGAUGACGUUGGAAAUCCUCAACGAGAAGGAGGCCGACGAGAGGCCAGCUGGGAAGGGACGGGAUGAACCCAACAUGAACCCCAAGCUGGACCCACCAAACCGACCAGAAACCUCCUUCCUCUGGUUCACCAACCCAUGUAAGACCAUGAAGUUCAUCGUGUGGCGGCGAUUUAAGUGGCUCAUCAUCGGCCUGCUGGCCCUGCUGAUCCUGCUGCUCUUUGUGGCUGUGCUCCUGUACUCUUUACCGAACUAUUUGUCAAUGAAGAUUGUUAAACCAAACGUAUAAUGAAAGCAAAGGCUACUUUCAAGAGUCAUCCACCAAUGAGGAAAGUCUGCCUUCAUUUAUGGACCAAAAUCAAGUGUGAUUUUGUUUGUGUCUGAGACCACAGACAAAGGACACAUGACUUCACCGAGGCCGGUCAGUUCCCAAAGGGUCCAAGUCCCAGAAAGCCAGGCUGAUGAACAACAUUUCUAUCUUAUUAUCUUUUGAAGUAUUAAAAGCUUUAUUUUCUAAAGUUUUAACCGUAUUUUUCAGAACGUUUUCAAUGUGGCUGGUUCCAUUUAAAAAUCAUCUUUUUAUGUGUCGUUAGUUCUCUAAUUCAAUUUUUGGAAAUAACUGAAAUGGAAUUGAAAAUUUCUGCAUCUUGACUUCAUAUACUGCUCAUUUGUAAUCAACAAAAUGGACUAUGCCUUAUAAAAACAGAGUAGUGAGAGUAAUUCUUAUUUAUGCCUGCAACCACUGUUAUGAUAUUUUGUAUGGAUAAACUUCAUUUAACCUCUGGAGUGAACCCAAAUAAAAAUAUUCCACCUUUUA
This is a messenger RNA of Loxodonta africana (African savanna elephant), 6913 nucleotides long. RefSeq names its product myoferlin (gene MYOF). Gene Ontology annotation, cellular component: membrane. NCBI's taxonomy places the organism in Eukaryota, Metazoa, Chordata, Mammalia, Proboscidea, Elephantidae. The record is from RefSeq and is a predicted model, not a curated record. Gene Ontology annotation, biological process: plasma membrane organization. The coding region runs from base 200 to 6385 and encodes 2061 amino acids. The transcript is spliced from 54 exons.